CCUAUUUAAACUUGGAGUUCGGCUCUGCGUGUGCUGAAUAGGUCAAACGACUUCUCUUGUGAAAGAUGUCGCGGUGCCUCAAAUUGUUCAAAUUUGCUCUGGGUUCUUCGCCAAGGGCCCAUUGCAGGUUUCUGUCUUCUGGGCGAGGAUUGGGUUGUAGGGCUUUCACGAGCACGUUCAGGGAAGAUGCCCAAGUCAGGCAACAACAGAAACAGUGGUCCCACACCCACAUGUGGAAUCCCAGCAAUCCAAGCCUCGGUCUCACCCAGUACUCCUACUACAGCACCAAGGAAGCUGAGAAAGAGACAGAGAAGGUUCCAGAAGCUGAAAAUAUUCUAGAUGCACAGGAUAAAGCCCCAGAGGAAGAACCCCUGCACACUAUUAUUCAAGACACAGAGAAUGUCCAAGGCACCUUUUCCAAACAUGAGUUCCAGGCUGAGACAAAGAAGCUACUAGACAUUGUGGCUAGAUCGUUGUACUCUGAGAAGGAGGUGUUCAUCCGUGAGUUGAUCUCCAAUGGUAGUGAUGCCCUGGAGAAGUUGCGCCACAAGCUGAUCACAGGAGGGGGUGAUACUGCUCCCAUGGAGAUCCACCUGCAGACAGACCAGGCAAACGGCACCUUCACCAUUCAGGACACUGGCGUUGGGAUGAACCAGGAGGAGCUGGUGGCCAAUCUUGGGACUAUUGCUCGCUCCGGCUCCAAGGCGUUCCUGGAUGCCCUGCAGAACCAAGCGGAGGCCAGCAGCUCCAUCAUUGGUCAGUUCGGUGUGGGUUUCUACUCUGCCUUCAUGGUGGCCGACCGGGUGGAUGUCUACUCCCAGUCCGCCGAGCCCGGUUCCCCUGGAUACAAGUGGUCCUCUGACGGCUCUGGAGUAUUUGAGAUAGCCGAGGCCAGUGGCGUCCGACCCGGCACUAAGAUCGUUCUGCAUCUGAAGGAUGACUGCAAGGAGUUUUCUACCGAGGACAGAGUCAAAGAGGUGGUGACCAAAUACAGCAACUUUGUCAGUUUCCCCAUUUUCCUGAAUGGACGGCGACUCAACACGCUUCAGGCCCUGUGGACGAUGGAGCCCAAGUCCAUCAGCGAGUGGCAGCACCAGGAGUUCUACCGCUACGUGGCCCAGUCGUACGACAAGCCCCGCUACACCCUCCACUACCGCGCCGACGCUCCAGUCAACAUCCGCGCCAUCUUCUACGUCCCAGAAGUGAAGCCGUCCAUGUUUGAUGUGAGCAGAGAGAUGGGCUCCAGUGUGGCCCUGUACAGCAGAAAGGUUCUGAUCCAGACUAAAGCCACAGAAAUCCUGCCCAAAUGGCUACGCUUCCUCAGAGGCGUGGUGGACAGUGAGGACAUCCCCCUGAACCUGAGCAGAGAGCUCCUGCAGGAGAGCGCCCUCAUCAGGAAGCUGAGGGAGGUACUGCAGCAGAGGAUCAUCAAGUUCCUACUGGACCAGAGUAAAAAGGAGCCGGAGAAAUACGCCACGUUCUUCGAGGACUAUGGCCUGUUCAUCAGGGAGGGCAUCGUCACCACCCAGGAGCAGGAUGUCAGGGAGGACAUCGGCAAGCUGUUGAGGUUUGAGUCGUCGGCGCUACCCGCAGGCCAGCAGACAAACCUCAUGGAGUACAGCUCCCGUAUGAAGGCCGGGACACGGAACAUCUACUACCUGUGUGCCCCCAACCGCCACCUGGCUGAACACUCGCCCUACUUCGAGGCCAUGAAACAGAAAGACAUGGAGGUGCUUUUCUGCUAUGAACAGUUUGACGAGCUCACCCUCCUGCACCUCAGAGAGUUCGACAAGAAGAAACUCAUCUCUGUGGAAACGGACAUUGUGGUGGACCACUACAAGGAAGAGAAGUACCAGGACAGCAAGCCAGCAUCUGAGCGUCUGACAGAGGAGCAGUCUGAGGAUCUGAUCUCGUGGAUGAGGAACAACCUGGGCAACCGAGUCACAAACAUCAAGGUGACACCUCGUCUGGACACCCACCCGGCAAUGAUCACGGUGCUGGAGAUGGGUGCCGCACGCCACUUCUUGCGAACCCAACAGAUGGCCCGCAGCAACGAGGAGAGAGCCCAGAUUCUGCAGCCCACUCUAGAGAUCAACGCUGGUCAUGAUCUCAUCAAGAAGAUGCACUCACUGAAGGAGUCUGACUCUGAACUCGCUCAACUGUUGCUGGAACAGAUCUACGACAACGCGAUGAUUGCAGCCGGCCUCAACGAUGACCCCCGACCCAUGAUUGCCCGCCUUAACGACUUGCUGACAAGAGCGCUGGAGAAACACUGAGAUUAUCACUUCCUGUCACCUGUCUGGUCUACAGACAUGUCAUUUUAGUCACUGUGUUAGCCGCAUUGCCCAGAGCGACUGUUCAGAUUUCUCGGAAUUGUAGGGUGUGCUGGACACAGAUGUUUUCAUUGGUCAAAAUACCCAGGUAGGGCUGGCCUACAUAGUCAUGUGACCAUGUGUACUGGCUCUACGCACUGUAGUUAUUGCCCCAUCAAUAAAGCGCUUCUUUGAUGACCUUUACACAUUCAGGCCUGCCCAGCUACAACCUAGAAAAGUCCCUUCAACAUAAGCUCUUUGUUCAAGGAGAACUGGCAGGUUUUGUCCAGGACCUGGCUCAGGCAGGGGGGGUGUUUUUCUGGUACUCCAAUACAUGUCAGUUUUUUUAUUUUUUAUUCUUGUUGAGUCAUGGAGACAUGUACAGGUUUGACUGAAGUUAUGUGCGCCAUAACCAAGUAAGAAAUGUAAUAUCUGAGGAAUGGGUCAAGUAAGCCUCUUUUCCAUUGAUUGGUGUAAUACUGUUCCAUAAUGUGCAUACAAUAUAGAUCAGAUUUCAGUAUAUUUAAUCAUUGAUCCUUCUUGUCACUAGGAUUAGGUUUCCUAUUUUGCACCAUUGUUGUUACUUCCAAAUAUUUGACCCUAUCUUACUCUGAUAUUGAUUGUUGUGGCUUAAACAUCAACCAUAUUCUUGUCCUGAGAUUAAUAUUCAAUAUUUUAUCUGUUUGAAUUUGACAUCCUAGCAUGGUAUUAAUGUUUGGCUCAACAAGAACAGACAUUUAAGAGCCAUACUGUUAAGUAUGAUGCUGUUCAAUUGUGAAUAAAACCCAUUUUGUGAA
Esox lucius (northern pike) is the source of this 3109-nucleotide messenger RNA. RefSeq names its product TNF receptor-associated protein 1 (gene trap1). The record is from RefSeq and is a predicted model, not a curated record. NCBI's taxonomy places the organism in Eukaryota, Metazoa, Chordata, Actinopteri, Esociformes, Esocidae. The transcript is spliced from 18 exons. Gene Ontology annotation, molecular function: ATP binding; protein kinase binding; ATP hydrolysis activity. The coding region runs from base 66 to 2276 and encodes 736 amino acids. Gene Ontology annotation, biological process: protein folding. Gene Ontology annotation, cellular component: mitochondrial inner membrane.